AUGUCCCAUGCCUCAUCCUAUCAUCCCGCCCUCCCCGCUGUUUCUCUUCUCUCUCGUCCCUCUUCCCUCCAGCAUCCCAGGGGACAACCAGCCAGUGGAGUUUCAGAACUGGCGCACCUCGCUGCCGUCAGUGGUGGUGCACGCUGUAGUCUUCCUCGCCCUCAUCCUGCUCUCCAACUGGCUCUUCCCUUCCUUCCUACAGGGGUAGAGGAGAGGGGGAGUGUUUGGGGAGGAGGGGAGGAGGUGGAAGAGGAGGUGGAAGAGGAGGAGGAGGAGGAGGAGGAGGAGGAGGAGGAGGAGGAGGAGGAGGAGGAGGAGGAGGAGGAGGAGGAGGAGGAGGAGGAGGAGGAGGAUCCCCGAGAUGUCUCAACCUUCAAUUCGACCCCACUACCACUAGCAACACGCAACCCUUCUCUACUCCCUCUGCCCUCCUCCAUCGCCCCACCACCAUUGACCACGGAGGAUUCUCGAACCUCCUCAAUUGACGGCCCGGCACUAUUGAACCCACGCGCUUCCUCCCCUCCCCCUUUCUCUCUGCCUCUGUUCCCUUCAAUAACAUCACAUCCGUUUCCUUCCCUCAUGCUCUGA
Closterium sp. Naga37s-1 is the source of this 588-nucleotide messenger RNA. The record is from the annotation of a GenBank genome assembly. NCBI's taxonomy places the organism in Eukaryota, Viridiplantae, Streptophyta, Zygnematophyceae, Desmidiales, Closteriaceae.